AGCUCCGACACCGCCAACAGUGGCUCCGUCAGAACAUAAUCAAUAUUGAACCCUCAUUUCGUGCCCGACUCUGGAAUUAGACUCUAAAACCCAUCAUCAUCAUCAAAUUCUGAUCUUGACCUGGGCCUGGUUCAUAGUGGUCGGUCCCUCCUCCUAUUCAUGGCUCUUUCUUUCUUCUCUAUUAUUCUCUUUCUCUUCCUAUCCCUCCACUCCCAUUACACAUUCACUCCUGUUUUCGCUGCUCCUUCUGAAGGCGUCCAGAUUACUUAUGGAUCAGUGAUUAAGCUGAUGCAUGAAAAGACUAAAUUCAGGUUGCAUUCCCAUGAUGUGCCUUAUGGCUCUGGCAGCGGUCAGCAAUCUGUCACUGGUUUCCCUAAUGUAGAUGAUUCAAAUAGCUACUGGAUUGUUAGGCCUGACCCAGACACAACUGCAAAACAAGGAGACACUAUCAAAAUUGGAACAAUCAUUAGAUUGCAACACAUGAGUACUCGUAGAUGGCUUCAUAGCCAUUUGCAUGCUUCUCCAAUUUCGGGCAACUUGGAGGUGAGUUGCUUUGGAGGAGAUGGUGAAUCUGAUACUGGAGAUUAUUGGAGACUUGAAAUUGAGGGAAGUGGGAAGACUUGGAGGCAAGAUCAAAGAAUUAGGCUUCAUCAUGUGGACACAGGUGGUUACCUACACAGUCACAAUAAGAAAUAUUCCCGUAUAGCUGGGGGUCAGCAAGAGGUUUGUGGUACUAGAGAGAAGCGAGCUGAUAAUGUUUGGUUAGCGGCAGAGGGUGUGUACCUCCCAAUUACCCAGAAGAAGUGAUAGUUGCGUAAAUUUCAAGAUCCCUGAAAACUAGCGUGUAGGCUUUUGGUUCCUAAUGUUGCUAGCUGUACCUCUUCUCAUCUGCGAGGAGAAUCUAAGCAUUAGUAAGCAUAGUGAAUUCUGAAUUUCAUGCAUGGUUAUGUGUUUAACCAUCUUUUCUUGAUCAAUUUUCGUAUUACAAGUACCGACUAUUAACCCAUUUAUUUGAUAGUUUUAUACUUUUCAUCUGUC
Cornus florida is the source of this 1038-nucleotide messenger RNA. RefSeq names its product stromal cell-derived factor 2-like protein. Bases 160 to 807 code for a protein of 215 amino acids. The transcript has 6 exons. The record is from RefSeq and is a predicted model, not a curated record. NCBI's taxonomy places the organism in Eukaryota, Viridiplantae, Streptophyta, Magnoliopsida, Cornales, Cornaceae.